Messenger RNA from Trypanosoma grayi, 1368 nucleotides. RefSeq lists its product as hypothetical. The transcript has a single exon. The record is from RefSeq and is a predicted model, not a curated record. The coding region runs from base 1 to 1368 and encodes 455 amino acids. NCBI's taxonomy places the organism in Eukaryota, Euglenozoa, Kinetoplastea, Trypanosomatida, Trypanosomatidae.
AUGCUCUACGCUUGUGUUGAGAAGCAGGGAAAAUAUCGUGAUGGCUGGGUCGAGCGCCGCAUUGCCUUUGACACAGAGGCAUGCCACAUGUACUGCAGCGCCAAAGAAAGCGGCCACCACCAUAUGUGGAAGCACAAGGUGAAGGUGGUGCGCAUCAUUGCAAAGGCCAUUGUGACUAAGAUCGACUACACCGCAUCGAACUUUGACCCGCGUGACCUCUUCGCGUUCAAGGUGGAGGGCAGCUACCGGUCCCUCCGCAGCGGCCCACUACCGGAGCUGGAGCGUGCGGAGUCCAGCCACCCCGUUCUGUGCCCCCGUCCCCCCGAAGAUCCUGAGCCCCUGCAUCCAGUGGAAGACGAGGGCACCGGUGGUAUGCUUGCGUGGUACUUUCGCAUGAGCAACGAGACAGACUUCAUGACGAUUUACACCACCAUCCGUGACGUGCUGAUCCGCGAGGGGAUGCGGCCACCGCAGUUCUGGGGACUGCCGAAGAUGGACCCGCGCAUUCAGGUGCCGCUCGCGGAGCCGCCGCUCUACCUGUGGCUCACCUUCCGUGCCAUAAAGCAGUCCGUGAUGUACGCCUGUGUGCAUGGCCACAUGGCGGUAAAACACGACAAAUCAUCACCAGCUGGCUCACUGAAGCUCUCGAAGGAUCGCGUGUACCUUGUACUCUUCGACAAUUCGGUGAUGGUGUUUCGAGAGAACGGUCAGGCAUUGACCGGCAUUCCCACCACCGCAAUCAAGACAUUCCACUACGCCACAACAGAUGUUGACGAAUCAGUGAAGUAUCCACGUAAUUCAAAGUGCCGGUGCUUCAUGGCGUUUCUUUCGACUACAGAGGCGUACCAAGACAUCCUGUUUGUGCCGACAUUGGAGCGAUUCGCCGACGCGAACGAGACCAACGUCCCCGCCGCGCAGGUGAACUGUGUGUUGUUCGCCCUGAAGCAAAUGGCUCCGCUGACGUGUCUUUUUCACCAGAAGGCUGGAAAUACCGAUGCCCCACCCAUUGAAAUUGCGGAGGCGAGUGUGUUGACAGCUGGGCAGGAGGGUGACGUGGAAAAGUAUCAAAACGGACUGGUGGACGUGUACGCGAGGGAGCUGGUGCAGAAGCAGGAACUUCAUCUGCCUGAAGAAGUAGAUGCGUCCCACGACAAGUGCAAGAGCGACCAGAUCAUUAACAAUCUUCCAGCGCCACUUCACCUCUCAACACUUGCGUCGAAGCUUGGCAUCAAGAUGAAGAAGUCGUUGACAGACUACCCGGACCGUUACGAGUAUUUCGAAGCAGAGGCGACUGUGGCGGACCCGACCUGUCCGCAAAAAGUGAAGAACCCGCUUCUGGAUCUCUUUCUUUACAGCGGUGUCUCCUGA